Molecule: messenger RNA, 705 nt
Organism: Paralichthys olivaceus (Japanese flounder)
Lineage: Eukaryota; Metazoa; Chordata; Actinopteri; Pleuronectiformes; Paralichthyidae
Source: RefSeq, a predicted model, not a curated record
UCUGUGCUUCCCGAGGAGGAGGAUGAGAAGUCCUGCAGUGAAUCGGAGGCCUGUCGCCACAAACUGGCUGUGAACCAGCAGGAGUGUGGAGUGACUCCAGACAGUGAGAACCUGACUCUCUCCUCGUCUGGAGCCAUCGACCAGUCGUCCUGCACUGGAACUCCGCUCUCAUCCACCAUCACCUCACCUGAAGACCCAGUGAGCAGCAGCCUGGCCCAGUCAGUGAUGUCCAUGGCCUCGUCGCACUCGCAGCACUCCCACAUCAGCACUGACACCAUGUCCUCAAUGUCAGGGUCCUACCUGGCCGGGGCCGAAGGCGAGCCCGGGGGGGAGGAGGGGGGAGGCGACGCGGAGGGCGAGGAGAACCAGGACACGCCCGUGGAGAGGCGAGGGCCGUCGCAGCAGGACGGGGAGUUUUCCAAACAGCCAAAGGAACAGAACUACUCAGUGGCUGUAGAGGAGCAGGACUCAGAGGGAAAUGAUGUGACAGAAGAGGACUGCUCCUCCCCGUCUAAUGGGAAAGGUGGGCGGAGCAGGUGUCCAGAGUUGGCCAAUAACAAUCAGGGCGUCGCCCUCUGUGACACGCCCUCUUUGGGGUUGGAUAAUGAGCAGGCUCCCGACAGCCGAUUCGCCGGUGAGUGGCAACCUCUCGAACAUGGACAGAUGAGAACGUAGGAAGGAGGGGGAGUGCAUGAGUCAGAAGAA